Molecule: messenger RNA, 3202 nt
Organism: Thunnus maccoyii (southern bluefin tuna)
Lineage: Eukaryota; Metazoa; Chordata; Actinopteri; Scombriformes; Scombridae
Gene: itpkca
Product: inositol-trisphosphate 3-kinase Ca
Exons: 8
Coding region: 578-1552 (324 amino acids)
Biological process (GO): inositol phosphate biosynthetic process
Cellular component (GO): nucleus; cytoplasm
Molecular function (GO): inositol-1,4,5-trisphosphate 3-kinase activity; inositol tetrakisphosphate kinase activity
Source: RefSeq, a predicted model, not a curated record
CUGAGCUGAAACGGCUAGUCGGUUAAUUGACUAGUUUAUUUUUGACGCAACAAUUAUGAUCGAUUAAUUAAAUAACUAAAAAUGCCAAUGAUACGCCGUUUCUAGCUCCUCAAAUGUAAAUGAAUAUUUGCUAGUUUUCACUUUUUUUCUGACAGGUCACAAUAACGAUUAAUCAAGAAAAUGACCUGCAGAUUAUUGAUUAGGUAAAUAAUCCUCAGUUGCAGCCCUAGAUGGAUGUUUUUUAUCUUAAAUUUCUACAUAAAUGAGCCUUUUUAACACAUUCAUAUAAUUAUUGAGUCUUUCUGUCUCAUCUUACCUGGCUCACCUUGUUCUCAUACAGCCUGUCUUGUCCUAAACACACCACGGGGGGCGGUAGCGAGUCCAUUUCAAAAGGUCUCAUCGUUUUUAUUGAAAAGUUGGGGUUGAUGGGUCAUAAAUGAUCAUAUGUCGAGGACUCUGCAGAGGUCUUCAGUCAUGUUUUACGAGGGUCCUGUAUCUACGGCCUGACGGCAGUAGUGUGAAGUGUGGAUUGACGGGGUGAUCAGUGUCAUUCGCUAUUCUGAGUGUGAGACGUGUGAUGGAUCUGUUGUUUAUUUCUGAGAGGUUGGGCGUAGGGGAGUGGAUGAUUUUGGAGGCAGCAUAUGUGAUCCUGAACUCCGCAUGGAAGAAACACAAAAAUUGCGGGACUUCAUCUCUUCUUCCUAUGACCCCCAAGAACCCCCAGCAGUGGCUGCAAGUGGUCGGACAUGCAGGGUGCUUUCAUGUUGGGGAUUAUGGCACGCUGCUGAAGAGGUUUUGUGAGGGGGAGCGACAAUGCUACCUGAAGCUGAUGGAGGACACUCUCAGGCCCUUUGUUCCAGCCUACCACGGUGUUGUGCAGCGGGACGAGCAGGAUUACAACAUGAUGGAUAACUUGCUGACCCACUUCAACACACCUGCUAUCAUGGACUGCAAGAUGGGCAGCCGCACAUACCAGGAGGAGGAGCUGCUGAUGGCCCAAGAGCGGCCCCAGCCUCGUAAGGACAUGUACGAGAAGAUGGUGGCUGUGGACCCAGAGGCCCCAACAGACCAGGAACGAGCCCAGCAGGCAGUGCUGAAAACCAGGUACAUGCAGUGGAGGGAGACCCUGAGCUCCACAGCAACUCUGGGUUUCCGUAUCGAAGGAUUCAGGAAAGCUAAUGAAGAAUGUCACACAAACUUCAAAAGGACCAAAAGCAGAGAGCAAGUGACAGAAGCACUUGACAACUUUGUUGAGUCCAAUACACACAUUGUGUGGGGCUAUCUGAGACGGCUGAAACAGUUGCGGCAGGUGUUGGAGACAUCACACUUCUUCAGGACACAUGAGGUUGUGGGUAGUUCCUUACUGUUUGUGCACGACUGGAAUGGCCAAACAGGCAUCUGGAUGAUUGACUUUGGAAAGACAGUGGCCUUGCCGGCGCCCCUCACCUUGGACCACCGCACUCCCUGGGUAGAGGGUAAUCGAGAAGAUGGCUACCUGUGGGGUCUGGACAACCUCAUUGAUAUACUAGCCAACAUGCUGCCACUGACCUGAAAAGACCACAUGAAAAACAUGUGGAAAUUUACUCUCAAUCCUUCCUUCACCUCUUGCUGCAGAUGGAUUGGUUUCUGAAAUGGUUGUGUUGUCAGAAUAGAGGAAAUGAACUUUAGAGGAAAAUAUAGUAAUGAGGGUGUAAAAUGGAAGAUGUGGUUGAUUACAAUAACAAGAAAUAUUGCAAAAAUGAACUGAAAGCUGGCAUGAACAGAUUUUAUCAGUAAAUCAGGCACACAACUCUGAUUAAAUGAUCAUUAGUAAUUUAUGAGAUCCCUUAGCAACCUGAGCCUUUACAGUAAAUCCAGUGUGACCACUGCUUAGACCUACACUCAGCUGCGCUCGCUGACACUGAGCCAAACACAGUCUCAGUUUACAGCUUCACCAGGAGACGUCCGACCCUACUGCGUUGAGAUGUCCUGCUUGUUAUUUCAGGAAACAUAUGGAACUUGCAAUUAUAAGCUAAUUGGAUGCCUCCUCUGGCUUAAGAUGAUCGGUAGUUAAAAUGUCACACUGUGUCAUUAAAAUGGUGCUAAAACUAUGAUGCCAAAAAGUGAACUGAUAUUUCAUUAUUUCAUAACUAUUUCACCAUCAGUAUUUGCUAAGGUUUAAAUGCAUCAUUUGCAUAGAUAUGAUAUUUUGCUGUGUAGGAAUGAGAAACAGUCAGUAUUGUGGCUUAUUACACAGUGACACAUACAUGUUCACAUCAGAUUGUUAAAUAAUUUCACCAUUCAUGCGUCAGUAUUAGUGUUCCUUGUAGUCCAACAAAAUUAGACUUUUGCAUAUACUAUAGUGAUUUAUGGGGUUGAUGGUUUAAUUUUCACAUUACGUUUUAUAUUAUUUUCCGGGUUGUCUUUGUACUUUUAACUAUGAGGAAUGAAUGUUUGUGUUUCACCUAAAAGUCCAACUUAAGACCCAAAGGUAGCAACAGUGGGUAAACAUAUAUGAUGCAUUGUAUUUCAGUACCAUGAUGAGUAAUAUUGCAACACAAUAUUUCUACAUUUAUUGAUUUAAUUACUAGUGAGUAGAAUUUAUGCUUUUAUAUGCUGUUAACAAAAUCUUAUGAUUAGUUUGUUGUCAAUGUCACAUUGGCAUUUUGAUAUUUUUUGGACACAAACUGUCCUCAUUUAUUCUCUCUGUUGCUGACACCUUGACAGAAACUCUCUGGUUGAAAUGUGUAUCUGUCUCAGUAUCAGUUAUUAAUCGCAGUGUUUUUAUUCUCUUCUGAGGAAUGAAGGUCGAUGAUAUUUAAUGUUUCUACUCUGUUUCGGAUCACUGAAAACAAUCAAGCAGAUUGUGAUUUCUGCAUUUCUGCCUUCAUACAAGAUCAGUCAAAAUAAUUAACAAAUUGCAGACUGACUUUGGAUUAAAGUUACCCUUUUGGCUAAAUUUAACACCCAUAAAUAAACCAAUAGACAACAAAUAAGCAAAUAAAAAUAUUUGUAUUUGAGUAAAUUACUUAAGGAUGAGAAUAUUUGAAAAAGUACGUUGUUAAUUUUGUGCCAAUGUCAUAUUUAGAUCCUGGCUUUACUGAAUUUUAACAUGCAAAGUUGAAUCUUUUGUACAUGGACAUUAACAUUUUUGGUUUGUUAAAUGAAGCACAAAAUUAAGCUCAUCGUAUACAAUUCUUAAUAAAGUAAUUAUAUCUUGUAA